UCGCGGCCACUGAGCGGAGAUGCGCGGGUCCGUGGCUGCGCGGGCGCCGCUCGAGGAGCGCCGCUGGGGCGGGACGGCGGGAGGCUGGCUCAGGAUCACCCUCGUCUCGUUCCUCGCCUCUUUACCUGUGGAGCAGCUGCGCGCCUUCCCGUCCUCCCUCAGCGACUGCCAGACACCGACCGGCUGGAACUGCUCGGGUUUUGAUGACCGGGACACAGACCUGUUCUUGUGCGACACCAACACUUGCAAGUUUGAUGGCGAGUGCCUAAGAAUUGGGAACAUGGUGACUUGUAUCUGUGAUUUUAAGUGCAACAAUGACUAUGCCCCAGUGUGUGGCUCCAACAAUAAGAACUAUCAGAACGAGUGUUUGCUCCGCAGAGAUGCCUGCAAGCAGCAGUCUGAAGUCCUCAUUAUGUCAGAAGGACACUGUCCUGCUGAUGCUGGCUCGGGAUCAGGAGAUGACGGAGGAGAGGGUUCAGCGGAGAACGGGCAGAAGGAGACGUCCACCUGUGACAUUUGUCAGUUCGGGGCAGAGUGCGAUGUGGACGCAGAAGAUGUCUGGUGCGUCUGCAACAUCGACUGUUCCCACAUCAGCUUCAACCCGGUGUGCGCCUCAGACGGUCGCUCCUAUGACAACCCGUGCCAGGUGAAGGAGGCGUCCUGUCAGAAGCAGGAGCGCAUCGAAGUCAAGUACCUGGGCCACUGCCAAGGCGACAUCAAAACUGGGAACAAAGGCGACGGACACUUGGCACAUACCGACCACACGGGUGUGGAAAUAGAAGACUCCAGCAACGGAAUGGCCAGUGGCUUGUCCAUUCCAUGUCCAGGCGACUACAAAAACUAUUGCGUCCAUGGAGACUGUCAGUUCCCCAGUAUGGUGGCCCAGCCCUCCUGCAGCUGUCACUCAGGUUUCAGAGGCCCUCGAUGUGACAUCAAAGAGUACAACGUGCUGUAUGUGGUGCCAGGCUCUGGAAAACUGCACUACGUCCUCAUUGCCUCUAUCAUCGGAGCCCUGCAGGUGGUCAUCAUCUGUGUGGUGGUGCUCUGCAUUACCAGGAAGUGCCCUCGGACCAACAGGAUCAACCGGCAGAAGCAGAACAAUGUCCACUUCAGUUCGGAGAACACCAUGCGCGCCUCCACUCGACUCAUCUGAGCCCAGACACGCCGGAAAAGAGUCGCCUCCUCCUCACGCUACGGAGCGCUCUGGCGUUAGAUGUUCCCCCUCCCCCGUAGGCCAACCGUGACCGUUAGCAUCUGCCUUCCUCCACUCUUCUCCCUCUCUCCCACCGUGAAA
This is a messenger RNA of Nematolebias whitei (Rio pearlfish), 1294 nucleotides long. RefSeq names its product transmembrane protein with EGF-like and two follistatin-like domains 2a (gene tmeff2a). Gene Ontology annotation, molecular function: protein binding. The transcript is spliced from 10 exons. The record is from RefSeq and is a predicted model, not a curated record. Lineage: Eukaryota; Metazoa; Chordata; Actinopteri; Cyprinodontiformes; Rivulidae. The coding region runs from base 20 to 1153 and encodes 377 amino acids.